Molecule: messenger RNA, 2539 nt
Organism: Rattus rattus (black rat)
Lineage: Eukaryota; Metazoa; Chordata; Mammalia; Rodentia; Muridae
Gene: Fam199x
Product: family with sequence similarity 199, X-linked
Exons: 6
Coding region: 264-1424 (386 amino acids)
Source: RefSeq, a predicted model, not a curated record
GGGCCGGGCGGCGGCGCCGCAGUGACUCGUCGGGCUCCGUGGCGGUGGCGGCGGCUUCCGAGGUUUCAGAGGAGCGGACUGUGUGGCCGGUGGGCUGCUGCGGCCUCGCAGCUACCUUUGUGCCGAGCCCUUCCCUUCUCGGGCGGCUGCGGUGGGCACACCCGGGGGCGGCGGCCACCGCGGCCAGGUUAGCGUGGGGGAAGGGGCAAGCGCCCGAGUAGCCCAUCUGCAGUCAGUGAAUCCAAGCCGGCCCACCUCCCACGAUGUCGGACGAGGCGUCGGCCACCACUUCCUAUGAGAAGUUUUUAACCCCAGAGGAGCCCUUCCCUCUCCUAGGAGCCCCUCGUGGGGUGGGCACCUGCCCCAGCGAGGAACCUGGCUGCCUGGACAUCAGCGACUUUGGCUGCCAGCUCUCCUCCUGCCAUCGCACGGAUCCGCUCCACCGGUUUCACACCAACAGGUGGAACCUCACUUCGUGUGGUACGAGUGUCGCAAGCUCAGAAUGUAGUGAGGAGCUCUUCUCUUCAGUUUCUGUUGGAGAUCAAGAUGAUUGCUAUUCCCUCUUAGAUGAUCAAGACUUCACUUCUUUUGACUUGUUCCCUGAGGGAAGUGUCUGUAGUGAUGUCUCCUCUUCUAUCAGCACAUAUUGGGAUUGGUCAGAUAGUGAAUUUGAAUGGCAGUUACCAGGCAGUGACAUUGCCAGUGGAAGCGAUGUACUUUCUGAUGUCAUACCCAGUAUUCCAAGUUCACCUUGCUUGGUUUCUAAAAAGAAAAACAAGCACCGGAAUCUAGAUGAGCUUGCUUGGAGUGCAAUGACAAAUGAUGAACAGGUGGAAUAUAUUGAGUAUCUGAGCCGAAAAGUCAGUACUGAGAUGGGCCUUCGGGAGCAACUUGACAUUAUUAAAAUCAUUGAUCCUUCUGCUCAGAUCUCCCCUACAGACAGUGAGUUCAUUAUUGAACUUAACUGUCUCACAGAUGAAAAACUGAAGCAGGUCAGAAACUAUAUCAAGGAGCAUAGCCCUCGUCAGCGGCCUACAAGGGAGGCCUGGAAGAGAAGCAACUUUAGCUGUGCAAGCACCAGUGGAGUGAGCGGUGCUAGCGCCAGCAGCAGCAGUGCCAGCAUGGUCAGUUCUGCAAGCAGCAGUGGGUCCAGUGUUGGAAACUCAGCUUCAAACUCCAGUGCCAACAUGAGUCGAGCACACAGCGACAGCAACCUGUCUGCAAGUGCAGCAGAGCGGAUUCGGGAUUCAAAGAAGCGAUCCAAGCAGCGAAAGCUACAGCAGAAGGCCUUCCGCAAGAGGCAGCUGAAGGAGCAGAGGCAGGCGCGGAAGGAGAGGCUCAGUGGGCUCUUCCUAAAUGAAGAGGUGCUGUCCUUGAAAGUGACUGAGGAAGACCAUGAAGCGGAUGUUGAUGUGUUGAUGUAAUAGGGUGAAUUGGUCAGCGUUCUUUCGAAGCAUUUUUCUCUCUUCAUUAGUUUACAUACAUCUUGACCAAAAUUUUGGUUAGGGUUGUGCUGAUGUACCAUUAAUAAUUUAGGCCAGUGGUUCUCAGAGAGUAGCCCCAGCACCUGCAGCUUUCAGCAUCACCUGAAAAGACCUUAGAAUUGUGUUUGGGCUCCAAUCCAGACCCACAGGCAGUGUGGACGUGGAGCAGCACUGUGUUCUACCCAAUGGCAGACUAUUCUCAUGCACAUUCUCAUUUAAAGACCACUGGUAAAUGUCUUAACUACUUUAACUUUAUGGCGAUUAAGUAGGCUUUUCAAAGACUACUACUGCAUUUCCAGUUUGGGAAAUUUCAAAGUACUGAUGAGAAGUAGUUUAUUUUGUCAGUAUAUAUGUAGGGUCCGUAAUUCAGUUCCCUUCUUCAGAAGAUUUUUUUUUUUUUUGGUUUACUUUUUCAAAAGGGCCAUAGUAUAAUUCUUAGUUCCUAGGGGCAAAUCCUUUUUGAGGUGGGGGUGCACAUAAGGUAUGCAUUGCUGUUUACAAUAGUGCCUUCAUUAGGUUUAGUUCUGUUUUCAUUCAUUAUUAGUGCAAAGGGAUAAAAAAAAGGGCCCUAGUCUUUUCCAAUUAGAUGUGGGUUUUUUCUUCUUGUGUGCUUUAUGUCAAGAGAGAAUCAUUUCCGCAAGUCAUAACUACUGAGAAAAUAAUGCUAUAGUAGCGAAAUUUUAGACUUAACUCUGUGUUGAUGAAGUUUCAAGUGGAGACUCCAGUUAGGCAAGGAUACCAAUCAAGUUUUCCCAUUGUAUCCUUACAUUUUAGGCUGCCGCAUAAUCUCCAAACUAGAACAUUUAUCUCUUUCUCUCUAUCAAAAUAUUUGUGUAGUACACCUCCAAUUUUACAUGUUUGAUAUGUGGUGAGGUUGGUGUUUAAACUUAGCUGACAGACCACUUGGAGUUCAACAAACUUUAGAGACUGCUAUGGGUAUACAAAGCAGUCUGCUGUAGAAAACACCUUUGCUGGUGCCUAGUAGGACUCUUUAGUCUAAAUGUGAAAUCAUGGAGUUUCCUUAGACAUUUUUUCAAAGAAUUCAUUAUCAUGAA